CUUGCUCCGAGUUCAGCCGCCGAGCAUCAAAGCUGUGGAUUACCUCGUCUCUCCCACUGGCCAGAGUAACGCUGCAAACUCUCGCUUGACAUGUUUGAUUAGAUCAAAUCAAAGCAUUCAUGGUCUAAAUCCUUCAGAAAGGUCUGAAAGUCAUCUCCCGUGGGAUUAAUGUUUGCUCCCAGGUUCCGGGCAAUGACUGCCUGAAGUUUGUACUCGAGAGACCUGCAGUGAAGCUUCAGGGCCAGCAUGGGCCAGCUCUCGGGAAUACUGGUGCUGUGGUGCUGCUUGCUUCUCCCUCCUGAACUCCGCUGUCGGAAUGGCAGGAGCAACGUUCCGCGACUCAAGCUCUCCUACAAAGAAAUGACUGAAUUGAACAAUAUCAUCACCUUUGGAGGCAUUGCAAACAGCUCCAGUUACCAAACGUUCCUGCUCGAUGAGGAGCGAAGCAGACUCUUUGUUGGAGCCAAAGACCACAUCUUCUCUUUGAAUCUGAUCGAUGUUACCAAGGACGUAUUAAAGAUCGUCUGGCCUCCAACACCUGCACGGAGAGAUGAGUGCAAAUGGGCUGGGAAAGAUGUCAUGAAAGAAUGUGCUAAUUUCAUCCGGGUUUUGGAGCACUUUAACCAGACUCACCUGUACGCCUGUGGGACAGGAGCCUUCCACCCUGUCUGUGCCUACAUCGAAGUUGGCCAUCCAGCUGAGGAGAACAUUUUCAGGCUCGUAACUUCACACUUUGAGAAUGGACGGGGAAAAAGUCCCUAUGACCCAAAGCUGCUGACAACUUCACUCUUAAUUGACGGAGAACUGUACUCUGGAACUGCCGCCGAUUUCAUGGGCAGAGAUUUUGCAAUCUUCCGCACUCUGGGGCAUCAUCACCCCAUCAGAACAGAGCAGCACGACUCCAGAUGGUUGAACGAACCUAAAUUUAUUGGUGCCCACUUGAUCCCAGAAAGCGACAACCCUGAAGAUGAUAAAAUGUUUUUCUUUUUUCGAGAAAAUGCUUUGGAUGGCGAGUACUCGGGGAAAGCCACCCACUCCAGGAUUGGGCAGAUCUGCAAGAAUGACUUUGGUGGCCACAGAAGUCUGGUGAAUAAGUGGGUGACUUUCCUCAAAGCUCGAUUAGUGUGUGCAGUGCCUGGCCCAAAUGGCAUCGACACUCACUUUGAUGAACUACAGGAUGUUUACAUAAUGAAUUCGAAGGAUCCCAAGAACCCUGCAAUAUAUGGCAUCUUUACAACGUCCAGCAACAUCUUUAAGGGCUCGGCAGUGUGUUUGUACAGUAUGUCGGACAUAAGGAGGGUGUUCUUGGGGCCCUACGCUCACAGAGAAGGGCCCAGCUACCAGUGGGUGCCGUUCCAAGGAAGAGUCCCCUACCCUCGCCCAGGAACAUGUCCUAGCAAAACCUUUGGAGGAUUUGAAUCAACAAAGGACUUUCCCGAUGACGUGAUGACCUUUGCCAGAAGCCACCCGGCCAUGUAUAACUCAGUGCUACCCGUCAGUAACAGGCCAAUUGUCAUAAAGACCGACGUGGACUACCAGUUCAGUCAGAUCGUUGUGGAUCGAGUGGAGGCUGCAGAUGGACAAUAUGAUGUCAUGUUCAUCGGAACAGAUGUGGGGACAGUUCUAAAGGUCGUGUCUAUUCCUCAGAAGACCUGGCAUGAUCUGGAAGAGGUGUUACUGGAAGAAAUGACAGUACUGAGGGAGCCAACGCCCAUUACAACACUGCAAAUUUCAACUAAGCAGCAACAACUAUAUAUUGGCUCUGCCAUCGGUGUGUCCCAGCUGCCCCUACACCGUUGUGAUGUCUAUGGGAAGGCUUGUGCAGACUGCUGCCUCGCCAGAGACCCCUACUGUGCCUGGGAUGGUUUCUCCUGCUCCCGGUAUUUUCCUGCAGCCAAGAGGCGUACGAGAAGACAGGACAUCAGAAAUGGGGAUCCCCUUACACAGUGCUCUGACCAACAUCACAGCGAUAACCUACACCAGUAUGAAAACGCGGAGGCAAAGGUCAUCUACGGGGUGGAGAAUAGCACCACCUUCUUGGAAUGCAUCCCCAAAUCCCAACGGGCACUGGCUCUCUGGCAGUUCCAGAGGCAGAACGAGGAACACAAGGAGGAGAUUAAUAUGGAUGACCGCCUCAUCAGGACCGAGCAGGGUUUGCUGCUGCGAAGCCUGCAGAGGAGAGACGCGGGGACCUACAUCUGCCAGACGGUAGAGCACGGCUUCAUGCAGACCCUGCUGAAGGUGACCCUGGAGAUCAUCGACACCGAGCACUUGGAGGAACUUCUCCACAAGGAGGACGACGAGGGGCCAAGGGCCAAGGAGAGCCACAGCAUCACCUCGGCCAUCCAGAAGGUCUGGUACCGGGACUUCAUGCAGCUGAUAAACCACCCCAACCUGAACACCAUGGACGAGUUCUGUGAGCAAGUGUGGCGGCGAGACCGCCGGCGGAGGAAGCAGGGCCUCUCGCACUCCCCCGCACACGGCAACAAGUGGAAGCACCUACAGGAAAACAAGAAGGGUCGCAACAGGCGGACGCACGAGUCUGAGAGAGCACCGAGAAGUGUCUAACAAGGACACCCCGCCCCCUCCCCAGUGAACACUGAAUUCAAACAAGAUGCAAUACA
Mobula hypostoma (lesser devil ray) is the source of this 2624-nucleotide messenger RNA. RefSeq names its product semaphorin-3A-like. Gene Ontology annotation, cellular component: glutamatergic synapse; axon; plasma membrane. Gene Ontology annotation, molecular function: chemorepellent activity; neuropilin binding; semaphorin receptor binding. The transcript is spliced from 18 exons. Bases 247 to 2568 code for a protein of 773 amino acids. The record is from RefSeq and is a predicted model, not a curated record. Gene Ontology annotation, biological process: negative chemotaxis; positive regulation of neuron migration; motor neuron axon guidance. NCBI's taxonomy places the organism in Eukaryota, Metazoa, Chordata, Chondrichthyes, Myliobatiformes, Myliobatidae.